UAGUGAAUUAAUUAACGAAAAUCCUCUUGGGCAUUUUCUCCCAGCGAAACGAAGGAGGCGAGCCCAGUCCAUCACCAUGGCCACUAUGGCCGCCUCCUUCUCCGCCGCCGCCGCUCGCCGGAGCCACCCCUCCCGCCUCCAACUCCAACUCCGCGCCCGCCGCCGCCGCCUCCGCCUCCGUCUCCCCGCCGCUGCCUCCUCCUCCUCCUCGGCUGCGCCGCCUGCAGCCGCGGAGAGCUUCGGCUGGGAGGACGCCCUUCGCGUCGCCGCCGACGGCGGGCGGGCCGAUCAGUCCGACCUCUCCGGGUACUUCCGGAAGGUCGACACCUGCAACCGAGGAAUGGAGAAAAGGGGGGAGUUCGUGGAGUUCACGGUGGAGGGUCAGGUCGUCGGGUACAUCCACAAUGGUUUUGUUGAACACCUAAGAGACUUCCAUGAUGUUUUUACCAUUGCCUCGGGCAGCAAUGGAAGCAGUACCGUUGAACAUGUGACUCUCCAUUCAUCUCUAAGGACUCCAGAUGAACGAACAAAUGCUGUUGGAAAUGUUAUUAAAAGCCUAGGAGAUCUGAUUCCAGGUAUUCGAAAUGAGCUCUAUCCAAUAACAUCAUCUUAUGGCAUGCCUGUGUACUUCUCUCUGGAACGUGCUGCUGCUCCCUACUUUGGUAUAAAGGCUUAUGGAGUUCAUAUGAAUGGGUAUGUUGAGAAGGAGGGACAGAGAUUUCUUUGGAUUGCUAAGAGAAGUGAUACGAAGCAGACCUUUCCAGGAAUGCUUGACCAUCUUGUUGCUGGUGGCCUGCCAUAUGGAAUCUCCUGUGAAGAGAAUGUUAUCAAGGAAUGUGAAGAGGAAGCAGGAAUCCCAAGAUCCAUCUCAAGCAAUGCCACUUCUGUUGGAGCGAUCUCUUACAUGGAUAUUGAAGGGUUUAGAUACAAAAGGGACGUUCUCUUCUGCUAUGACCUCAAACUUCCUGCAGAUUUUGUUCCUAAUAAUGAAGAUGGAGAGGUUGAUAGCUUCAGAUUAAUCCCGGUACCACAUGCUGCAAAUAUCAUCCGGAGGACGCAUUUUUUCAAGCCAAACUGCAACCUUGUGAUAAUUGACUUCCUCUACCGUCAUGGGUACAUAAACCCAGAUUGCCAUGGCUACCUAAAGCUGCUGCAAAACUUGAGGAGAGGUGAUUGCUCGUAGUGCUGCCUUCAUUUCAGAAUGAUUAUGAAGAUCUUACCCAAGUGCUUCAUCCAGAGAUCACAGUGUAAUCACUUUUCUCGAGUAUACUGAUUCAGAUUAUUGAUAACUUUAACCUCCA
This is a messenger RNA of Oryza brachyantha (malo sina), 1301 nucleotides long. Its product is annotated as nudix hydrolase 20, chloroplastic-like. The transcript is spliced from 9 exons. The coding region runs from base 77 to 1183 and encodes 368 amino acids. Gene Ontology annotation, molecular function: 8-oxo-dGDP phosphatase activity. The record is from RefSeq and is a predicted model, not a curated record. Lineage: Eukaryota; Viridiplantae; Streptophyta; Magnoliopsida; Poales; Poaceae.